ACAAACUGAUCAACGUUCACUUCCUGUACCUAAGUUCUUGCAGUCCGAUGAUGUUGCAAUAAUUAGCAAGGUUGAAGGAAUCCACAAACCUGAUGGUCGCCAAGUUGAUGUUCAAAACUUAUUCUCUAUUAUUACCAAGAUCUUGCUUCACGACAAUCCCAGUGGUGGAACAUCUACAGGAAGUUUUGAAGUACCUGCUCAAAUUAUAAACAAGAUCUGUUGCGAGAUAUCAUGCAAUUGCUCCGGUCGGAAUACUCAAGAAACAACUACAAUCUUACUUGAAAAGUUUCUUUCAAAGUAUUCAUGGGAUGCGAAGCUGGUGAUAAUGGUGGCCGCAUUUGCUGUCAAGUAUGGAGAAUUUUAUCUGCUUACUGAGCUUUACACUAAAAAUCCAGUUUCCAAAAAUAUAGCUUUGCUCAAGCAACUGCAAGGCGUCGUGGAAGAUGCUGAAUUAUUGGAACAAUUUUCUGGAGCAAUUAUUGACCUUAACAAGGCUAUGGUUGCCUUAAUUCGAACUGUUCUCCAGUUCAAUACUUUACCUUCUGAGUAUCAUACAAGUAAUAAACCGCCAUUUUCAACUGUCAUAACUGAUAUUGUCCGAGCUGUUUAUUGGACAAUUUAUAGUGUUGUGACUUGUGUCUCUCAUUUCGUUGCCCUUAUUGGAUCGAAAAAUCAGCGCACCAUUGCUGCAACAAUGACAUGGGAACUGUCGGAACUGGCCACUAAAGUGAGCAGUAUUCAGACAAUCCUGCAAAAGCAUUUUUCUCGUAUUAAACAAGAAAUUGAUGGAUACAAUGUGCUGGUCAACCUUUUUGAGACUGUCCAAGACAUUACAGCAAUCUUCCAGGCCUUCUUCCACGUGGAGGGUGGGAAGCUACCCCUUGUGGUGGGCAGCACUAAGGCAGAGGUGAAAAUUGAGGUAUUAAAGGAUACAAAAGUUUUGCUGCUCAUUUCUGGACUUGACAUAUGGCAAGUAGAGAUUAAAGCUCUUGCUAAAUUGUACGAACAUUUCAAAGCAAUGCACAAUAUUCAGUAUCAACUUGUUUGGAUUCCAGUCGUGGAGGGCAAUUUGGAUGAACAGAAACUUUUGUCUUUGCAAUCUCUGAUGCCAUGGUUUACUGUAAGACACCCUUCACUUAUCAAACCGGAGGUUAUCAGAUACAUCAAGGAAGUGUGGAAGUUCUCGAAACACGCAAUAUUGGUGCCGUUUGAUCAAAAGGGACAUGCAGAAUCUGUUCAUACUCUUGACUUGGUUUGGGUAAAAGGACAUUUGCCUGGUCUACUCCCAUCAUCACCUGGAACGGAGAUAUCACCAUGGGAAGAGAAGCAGUUGACGCUAGAUAUUCUUAUUCAUGAUAUUUAUCAUGUUGACUCGACUAAACCUGCACCAAUCAUAUGCCUUUAUGGAGGAGAAGACAUGAAAUGGAUUGAGGAGUUCAUUGCAGCAAUAACUCGUGUUAAAGAGUUCACCAAGUUGAACAUAGAAUUAGUUUAUGUGACCAAGAGCAAUGCAGUCGAUGAAGCCAACAAAGCUAUUUUCGAUUUCAUUACUGCAAAGAAAAUUGGUGUGCAUUGGAAAGCGGAAGAAACAUACAGUUGGCGAUUCUGGACUAGAAUAGAAAGCAUUUUCUCUUCAGGGCUGAAAAAUGGAAAAAUUGCAAAACAAGACAAUAUAAUGAAAGAUGUGAUGACUUUGCUUAGCUUUAAUGGAAGCUAUAAGGGAUGGACUAUUUUUGGACAAUUGGGAUCUCAUCAGAAAAUUGCUAAAGCAACCGGGGAAGUUAUUCUGCAGAUUUUGCUAAAAAUAAAUACAUGGUGGAAACCUGGCACUAGUAUUGACUCUUUUCUUACAGCAAUUAACCACCAAAUCGAACAACAAAAUUCUGUCCAAGCACACCAUUGCAACCACAUUGUCCUCCCGGCGACCAUUCCCGAGAUUCCGGAUGAAUUGAUGACAUGUGCAAUAUGUGACCGGAAAAUGAGCAAGUACCUGAUGUACCGGUGUUGUAUUUAGUAAGUGAGUUUCAUGCAAUAUCUGCUAGAGGUUGGUUGCAAGAAUAAUUUAGUUAUGGGAGUUAUGUUUGUUUCUGUUUUGUUUGAUGUGUGGUUAAUGUAAUGUCUAGCUUGUGCUAGAUGAGUGUGCUUUCGUUAGUUUGUGUCCUGGAACUGGUUCCCAUGUUGCACCUGUAGGAACUGGUAUGCUAUGAUAUAAUAAAAACUUGAAGGUUCUUUGUUUC
Messenger RNA from Jatropha curcas, 2237 nucleotides. NCBI's taxonomy places the organism in Eukaryota, Viridiplantae, Streptophyta, Magnoliopsida, Malpighiales, Euphorbiaceae. The record is from RefSeq and is a predicted model, not a curated record.